AUAACGGGGAGGAUGGAGAAUGGUGCAACGACACUCGACAAGAAAUGCCACGGUCUCUCAAAAGGAUUGAUGCACCUCUCAAAGGCCUCCGACACUUGAGAUCCAACAACAACGCAAACAGAACAGAUGAAUAGCUGAUUCAAGUUUGGAGCUGUUGCGCCUUCACUUGGCAGGCCAAUGCAGUGUGUGGGGCCUGGUGUCCAAGCUGACGAGAACAUGAACGGAGCAGGAGAGCAGGUGGAUAUCCUGCCCCCAAACUGCAUGGUGAAGGACCGAUGGAAAGUGCUCAAGAAAAUAGGAGGGGGAGGUUUUGGGGAGAUAUACGAGGCAUUGGACCUGCUGACACGAGAGAAUGUGGCCCUUAAGGUGGAAUCAGCCCAGCAACCCAAACAGGUCCUCAAAAUGGAAGUUGCUGUCCUGAAGAAACUGCAAGGUAAAAAUCACGUUUGUAAAUUUAUUGGAUGUGGGAGGAAUGAGAAGUUCAACUAUGUAGUCAUGCAACUUCAGGGAAGGAACUUGGCUGACCUAAGACGUAGUCAGCCUCGUGGGACAUUCACCAUGAGCACUACGUUACGUCUGGGCAAGCAGAUACUGGAAUCCAUAGAGGCCAUCCACUCUGUAGGCUUCCUGCAUAGAGACAUUAAACCUUCAAACUUUGCCAUGGGUCGACUUCCCUCGACAUACAGAAAGUGUUAUAUGUUAGACUUCGGGCUUGCACGCCAGUACACCAAUACUUCAGGAGAGGUUCGACCGCCUAGAAGUGUGGCUGGAUUCCGAGGAACUGUUCGUUAUGCAUCAGUAAAUGCACAUAAAAACAAAGAAAUGGGACGGCAUGAUGAUCUGUGGUCACUGUUUUACAUGUUGGUAGAAUUUGCAGUGGGUCAGUUACCAUGGCGAAAAAUCAAAGAUAAGGAACAAGUGGGCCAAAUUAAGGAGCGUUACGACCACAGAAUGCUGCUCAGACACAUGCCUUCAGAGUUUUAUUGCUUUCUUGAACAUGUAUCAGGCCUUGACUAUUUAACCAAGCCAGAUUACCAGUUGCUCAUGUCAGUGAUUGAGAACAGUAUGAAAGAGCGCAGUAUCACAGAGAAUGAGGCGUUUGACUGGGAGAAAGGGGGAACUGAUGCAGGACUGGCAACUCCCCCUCAACAAAACACAACAGAGCGCCGUCAGAACGCCGCCAUGGAGGGCGUGUUGAAUGUAUGUCCUGUUCCUGGUGAGAUGCCAAGAGACUCCACUGGCGAUGUACUGCAGGAUGAGCACCUGAGCAACCAAGAAAAUGCUCCACCUGUUCCCAGUAGGUCCCGAGAUGGGACCCGGGUUCAGGCAGAGGGCGAGGCCUGGGAGGAUACAGACUUCAACCGCAACAAACUCAGGAUCAGCAUCAGCAAGACACAGUUGACUGCCGAGGAGGAGCCAGCCAAGGCAGCGUGUCAUGUAUCCCCAGUAGGAGACCCACCAGACUCUCCCGGAGCUCAGGCCCGUGUCCUCAUGUACCGAAGGGUCAACAGCCCGGAAUCCGACCGCUUAUCUGCUGCUGAUGGAAGGCCAGAUGUCUAUGACAGGCGGUCCCGGAUGGACAUCCUGGGGUCCCCAUCCCGCCAUGUGUACUCCUCCCAGCCGGCCCAGAUGCUGUCCCUCGAUGCAGGGGGAGGUAACAGGCAGGCAGACGGUAGGCAGGAGGUCUCCGCCGCUUCCGCGGGUGAUCCCGAGGCCUGCAGCAACGCCUUCAUUCGUUCUGUGCCUCUGGCUGAGGAGGAGGACUUUGACAGCAAGGAGUGGGUGAUGAUCGACAAGGAGACGGAGCUGAGGGACUUCCACCCUGGGGCGGAGCCCACCACCUCGGGCACCACAGACGAGGAACCGGAGGAGCUGCGCCCUCUGGAGGAGCAGGAUGAGCGCAGGCGGUUACGGGGAAGUGCCGGAGCAGGGGAGGUGGUGGUGCGGCCUAAGACACACGCAGACCGCGGGGCUUCUAGAGGCACUGGGGCACUACACGAGGAGAGUGAAUCAGUGCGAAGGCAACAAGAGAAUCGGGCCCAGAGACGGGAGUCAGAACCUUUUAGACCCCAUGGGCAGUUGGAGGAGGACAGGCCCCACCCCCACCACCACCACCACCAACACCAACACUCUUACCCGAGGCCCAACCAAUUGCGGAGAUUGGCGUCGUAUGUGUUCUCCUCCUCGACACUGGAGACGGAGCAGUAUCCCCACGGCAGCGCUGAGGCCGGUGCUUUGAUCCAGCGCAGCCGCUCAGCAGAGAGCAGCCCCGCCCGUCUACCCUCGCGCCGCCAUAUGCCCCUGUUGCCCGGCAUCUCCCGUGUCCAGAUCCAACAGAUGCUAGCCAAACUCAUGAAUAAGACAAAAGUAUUACUCCUGACACUGGUUACCGUGGAAGAGAGAAUUACCAAACGGAAAUCUUUUUUGUGCCAUGUCUUUCAGGUAUCCAGUACUCCAGUACUACACCAGUGUAGCAGUUUGGAGGAUGACCAGAGUGAAGAGAAGUACAAACUCAAUGUCCAUACAAAAGGCUGCUCACGAGAAUUAGUUUGCCUGUCCACCAUGCCCAAUGCCACUCCUCAGCCUCUCCAAAAGCCCUUGAAACCCAAUCUUGACGUCCAGACAGAGGAAGUGGACACCCCAAGAACUGGAGCACAGUCAAGUAGGGAAGAUAGCCCCAAGAGCAACGAAGGCAGCCAAGAAGGGGAUGAUGAUGAAGGGGCUCCUUCCACCCUUCUAGCUGACAUGUCCCCACAGGGUGCCCAGGGUCGGGUCUCUGCCAGUGAGCCAGACCUUGAGCUGGAGGAGGGCUCCAAAACCCUGGUGCUCUUCUCCCCUGGUGACAUUAGGAGAUCUUUGGUUGUAAUGGGGGAGGGGAAUUUGCCUCUGGACAUGGAUCAGGGCACACUGGUGGCCGUCACACCUCAGUUUGACAGAGUCCAGGUGUUAGGAAGCCUGCUAGAUGUCUUGGAGCCUGUGAAUUUGUCUUCAUUGCUCAAAUCUGAACCCAAACCUUUGACAUCCCUUGCCAAAGUAGCCGCUGUGGCUGCGAGCAACUCCUGCCCUCUCACCAAAGUGGAACGUACCUUCAUUCACAUUGCAGAAACCACCCACCAAAAUGUAAUGUGCUCUUCGGGUGCCCUGCAGACCAAACAGCUUCUGCCGCAAGUCACUGGGGAGCCAUCUGCAGAGCAGAAGGACAUCUCAAAAAGAGAAAAGAAAAACAGUAGGGAGAACUGGUCAAAUGAAGCAAUUUCUGAAAGGGAUGAUGAAAAGAAAAGGAACCAUGAAUCGGAAUGGGCUGAUCGUCCAAUCAAUGAAAAGGAUAAAGCAUCUGAAGGCAAGGUGGGAGACGAAAACAAUAGAUCUGACGAAGUCAUACCAGGGAGCGACAACGAGGGGGGGAGAGAGAUUAAGUCUGAGGUGUAUGUUGCAGAGAGAGAAGCCAUGAAUGCUUCAGUUAGUGAAAAGUUGGCUUUGGUUGAAAACCUUAUGGUAAAAGAGUCUGAGGAUGCCAGUUUAGCUAAAGAAAUAGAGGGGGCAAUCCAAAUCUACGAGUCUAGCACAGAAGAUAUAGGGGCAAUCCAAGAAACCCAGAAUGUAUCUCUCAGUUCCCCAGACAGUAAGUUCAUGUCUCAACAACAGGGCAACAAUAUUGUGACGCCCCCUGAGAUUGAGCUUGUCCAGGUGUCAGUGUCCAGAAUACAAAGCAACUCCCAACUUGUCAUGGAACAAUUCCAUCCAGCUUCUUCACAGGAAGAAACCAAGGGCUCUCAUGAGCUGCAUCAGGAAAUUGGCCCUAGUGAUCAAUUGGCAGAGGUAUCAAACACACAGACCGGCCAUCAUAAAAGCAGUCGAAUCCCCAUCCCUGUGCUUCUAUCUGAGGAGGAUGCUGGCUCGGAGCAAUCCCAGUCACUCAGUGAGCCCAGAAAACGGCUGAGGCCAAAGCGACCCCAUCUUGCUCGUCUAGUGAUGGAGAGGAGGCAGCUGAGGCUGGCUUCGGGGGCCUCAUCCUCUGCCUCCUCAGGGGACAAUGUUUGUAGAGCCUCAAGAAGCCCAUCUGUUACUGCUUCAGAAGAGGACACCCCCAAUUCGGAUGACUCGCUUGCCAGGAAGGUCAGAGGCAAAAAGGAAGCAGGAUAUCAACAAAGUAAGAUACCUCGUCCCAUCAAAUCAGCAAAGGGAUCCUCUGUCAUAUCACCUCCACUGUUACCUACUGGUUCCGGUGUCCAGAAGUCUUUACCUAUACAAAGAUUCCAGACCUGCAAAAAGGGAAGCAUGAAAAUGAAUUUAAGGUCCCAAAUGCUCCAAUCCAAAUCCACCAUAUCUCACAGCUUUCCUAUAACUGGACACCAAGGCUGGGUUCCCCAGCCCCCAUCCACAUGCUCCUCCCCACGUAGCCUCAGCACCUCCCCACGCAGUUACUCCACCUCCCGGACGGACAGCCCCUCUCCCCAGCGCCAGCGUAGGGGCACUGCAGUCACAGAGGUCCACAGGCAGCUCAUUUCUUUCCGGGUACAAAAUGCUGCACCACUUAAAGCUAGAGCUCCUUUCCCUGAGGACUCCACUGCUGCCACGGCCAUUGCCAAUAGGCUUGGGAGACGGGGUAAAACCUACCCAUUGUUAACACCCACUAAAGGGAAACCAGAUGCUACGGAGAGCAAGACCACAAGAUAA
Molecule: messenger RNA, 4677 nt
Organism: Hypomesus transpacificus
Lineage: Eukaryota; Metazoa; Chordata; Actinopteri; Osmeriformes; Osmeridae
Product: tau-tubulin kinase 1-like
Exons: 16
Coding region: 178-4677 (1499 amino acids)
Biological process (GO): peptidyl-serine phosphorylation; peptidyl-tyrosine phosphorylation; signal transduction
Cellular component (GO): cytoplasm; nucleus
Molecular function (GO): protein serine/threonine kinase activity; ATP binding
Source: RefSeq, a predicted model, not a curated record